UACGGUAUCUAACACCUAGACUUGAUCGGACCUCACGGUACGGCUCGAAAGAACCACGCGCGCCGACGUCGACCGAGAGAGCAUCGUUUCUCUCUCUUUCUCUCUCUCUCUCGCUCUCUCUAAUUCUCCCCACUCCUUUUCUCGCGCUCCCUCCUCUGCUCCUCAUCGUCCAUCAAGCGUCGCGCGCCCGAGACACACCGUCGUCGGUCGUCGGAGCCGUGUGACGGCUUCCGCGCGCGGUCUCCACGUCGUACGAGUUCGAUCAUCAAGUUGGAAGAGCGGAACGAACCGCGCGCGCGUAACCGAGGAUACCGGGAGAGUAGAACGCGACAUCGCAAAUUGACCGAAGGAUUUCGGACAGGCCCGGCGACGAGCCGCCCACGUCGAGUAGCACGAGACACACCAACGUCAACGCCGUUAACGAGGUCGAUUCAUCAUCAAUCGACUGGCCAGCGACAGCAACAAUAGUUGCAGUAACAGUCAGUGACAGCAGCCAGUAGCAGCAGUGGAACCAUGGCGGACGACCAGGACUACACGUGCGAGGACUCCCUCGGGACCGGCGACACCAACACCGCUUUCGCUAAGAAAUUACGGGGCCGGAAGGGCGCCCUCAAAAAGAAGAAUGUCUACAUGGUCAAGAAUCAUAGCUUUAUGCCCCGAUUCUUCAAACAGCCCACCUUUUGCAGCCACUGCAAGGAUUUCAUAUGGGGCUUCGGGAAACAGGGAUAUCAGUGCCAAGUCUGUAGUUUCGUCGUUCACAAGCGAUGUCACGAAUAUGUGACCUUCACGUGUCCGGGGGCCGACAAAGGAGCCGACUCGGACGACACGCGGACGAAGCACCAAUUCAAGCAACACACCUACAACAGCCCCACCUUCUGUGACCACUGCGGUAGUCUUCUCUAUGGUGUCAUCCACCAGGGCAUGAAGUGCCAAGCAUGCGACAUGAACGUGCACAAGAGGUGCGAGGAGAGCGUGCCGAAUCUAUGCGGAUGCGAUCACACCGAAAGACGUGGUCGUAUACACCUGCACAUCACAUGCCCCGGUAGCAAACUUUCCAUAGAAGUGCGAGAGGGACGAAAUCUCAUUCCGAUGGAUCCGAAUGGGCUAUCGGAUCCUUACGUUAAGCUGAAGCUAAUCCCGGAUUCGGACAACGUGAAGAAGAAAACAAAGACAAUCAAGUCAAACUUAAAUCCAGAAUGGAACGAGACAAUCAUCUUCGACCUCAAACCCGAGGAUAAAGACAGGCGGCUGUUGAUCGAAGUAUGGGAUUGGGAUCGAACAUCCAGAAAUGAUUUUAUGGGAUCCCUAUCCUUUGGCAUAUCGGAGCUUAUUAAAGCGCCCGCAAGUGGGUGGUUCAAGCUCCUUACUCAAGAGGAGGGAGAGUUCUACAAUGUACCUGUUCCUGAGGAGGGCGUCGACCUCGCCGAGCUUAAAACCAAAAUGCGGAAAACUUCGGUAACGAAAAAGACACACCCGACCCAGGAUAAAGAUGUGCCGCACAACAUGGGCAAGAGCGAUCUGAUACGAGCUAGCGACUUCCAUUUCUUAAUGGUACUUGGCAAAGGUAGCUUCGGCAAGGUCUUGCUGGCGGAGAGAAAGGGGACCGAUGAGCUGUAUGCCAUUAAAAUCUUGAAGAAGGACAUCAUUAUACAGGACGACGAUGUGGAGUGCACUAUGGUCGAGAAACGUGUGCUCGCGCUCUCGAGCAAACCGCCCUUCUUGGUGCAAUUGCAUUCUUGUUUUCAGACAAUGGAUCGUCUGUACUUCGUGAUGGAAUACGUGAACGGCGGCGAUCUGAUGUACCAAAUACAGCAGUGUGGCAAAUUUAAAGAGCCGGUGGCAGUAUUUUACUCAUCUGAGAUAGCGAUCGGUUUGUUCUUCCUGCACUCGCGCGGCAUCGUCUAUCGCGACCUCAAGCUCGACAAUGUCUUGCUAGAUCAGGACGGGCACAUAAAAAUUGCGGACUUUGGCAUGUGCAAGGAAGGCAUCACCGGUGACAAGACCACCAAGACCUUCUGCGGCACGCCAGAUUACAUAGCGCCCGAGAUUAUCCUAUAUCAACCCUACGGGAAAUCCGUGGACUGGUGGGCUUACGGUGUAUUACUCUACGAGAUGUUAGUAGGUCAGCCACCGUUUGACGGCGAGGAUGAGGAUGAACUUUUUUCUGCGAUUACGGACCACAACGUCAGUUAUCCGAAGAGUCUGUCUAAAGAAGCCAAAGAAGUUUGUAAAGCGUUUCUCACGAAGAACCCGAGCAAGAGACUAGGAUGCGGAAUGCGCGGCGAGGACGACGUGCGAAGCCAUGCAUUUUUCCGGCGUAUCGAUUGGGAGAAGAUAGAGAAUCGCGAGGUGCAGCCACCAUUUAAGCCAAAAAUUCAACAUCGCAAGGACGUGAGUAAUUUCGACAAGCAAUUCACCUCGGAGAAGACAGAUUUGACUCCUACGGAUAAGCUAUUCAUGAUGAAUUUGGACCAGACGGAAUUUAUGGGUUUCUCGUAUCUCAAUCCGGAAUUUGUGCAACACAUUUAAGCGAAUAUUUUUUUUUCCUUAGACUUGUACCCAUUCUUCACUUCAUUCCUUAUUCACUUUUCUUUUUAUCAUUCAGCUCUCUCUCUCUCUCUCUCUCUCUCGCUUUCUCUCUCAUCCUUCUCUUUCACUCUCUAUCAAUUUCAUUCUCUUUUUUAAUUCUAUUUCUGAAUCUUACUGUAGCAUUUUCAUGACAAAAAUGAAACUUUGGGACUCUGUUAUUUUUGGAUCUCAUUAGGAAUUUACACAUGAUUCUUCGAUGUAUUUCUAAACAGUUACCGAUCGUCUGUUGCGUUGUUUACGUUGUAAAGAAUAGGAAAAAUUAAAACAGAUAGUGUAGAUGGUGGGAGAUUCAUCGAACGAAUCUGUAUAGUUGUUGCAAGCAAAGGACAAAGCUGACGAACGGAGAAAUAGCACGUGGAAAAGGAAUGCUUUGUACACGUACUCUACAAAGAAAAUACGGGAAAAAUAAUACGACUGGCAAAAGAGAAAUUUCAAAA
Wasmannia auropunctata (little fire ant) is the source of this 3026-nucleotide messenger RNA. It is a transcript of the gene Pkc53E, whose product is annotated as protein kinase C, brain isozyme. The record is from RefSeq and is a predicted model, not a curated record. The transcript has 14 exons. Bases 514 to 2529 code for a protein of 671 amino acids. Gene Ontology annotation, molecular function: zinc ion binding; ATP binding; diacylglycerol-dependent serine/threonine kinase activity. NCBI's taxonomy places the organism in Eukaryota, Metazoa, Arthropoda, Insecta, Hymenoptera, Formicidae. Gene Ontology annotation, biological process: intracellular signal transduction; peptidyl-serine phosphorylation.